Dioszegia hungarica is the source of this 1752-nucleotide messenger RNA. RefSeq names its product autophagy-related protein 22-like protein. The coding region runs from base 1 to 1752 and encodes 583 amino acids. Gene Ontology annotation, biological process: amino acid transmembrane export from vacuole. Lineage: Eukaryota; Fungi; Basidiomycota; Tremellomycetes; Tremellales; Bulleribasidiaceae. The transcript is spliced from 7 exons. The record is from RefSeq and is a predicted model, not a curated record.
AUGAUUCGCUGGCCAUUCUCAGCGAGGUCGGAUAGGGCCUUCAAGCUCCCUCCUCGGCAUGUGAGGGCGUGGUACUGCUACGCCUUCGCCGCGGAGGUCUUUGCGGCUUGUGCUAUGGCUAUCUUCCUGCCAAUCACCCUUGAGCAUAUGGCGAGGGAUGUUGGCUUCGUCUCGCCCGAGCUACUUCGGCCAUGCUCCGAAGUGAUAGCUGGGAGCUCAGAGGAUGAGCUGUUGGUCUGUAAGGCGAGGAUCAUGGGUGUUUGGAUAGAUACAGCUUCGUUCAGCAUGUACGUCAAGUCGGUAGCGGUCGCUCUACAGGCACUAUGUAUCAUCUCGGUCGGCCCGCUAGCCGACAGUCCCUACUGGCGCAAGCAACUACUGGUCACCUUUGCGCUCCUGGGUGCCAUCUCCGGGAUCCUCUUCCUCGCUCUGCCGUCGUCCUCGUCUUCGUCCGGUCUCGUCCCGCUUUUCGCUGCGCUCUUGACGAUCGUCGGGAACAUCGCGUAUGCCGUCGCGAAUGUGUGCAGUAAUGCCUUCUUGCCGACUUUGGCGAAAGAGGACGAGGCCGUCCGAGCUGCGCGGAAGAGCAUGUCUGUCGCGCACGAUGGGCACGAGCGGGACGAUGCUGGCGUGGACGACGGACCCAUUGUGGCCGCCCGGAGCAGUCUCGAGCGGGUCAUAUCGUCCAUCUCUACAGCGGAGCUCGCCCACCCGCCUUCACCUCCGCCCUCACCUCAUUCGCACUACGAUGCCCUCCUCUCAUCCACGACAUCCCGUCUGUCGUCCAUCGGUACAGCCAUCGGCUUCUUCUCAGGCGUAUCCGUACUAGCACUACUCCUGAUACCGGUCAUGACCUUCCAGGGCUCGACGGCGGGUCUGAAGGUGGCCAUCGCGCUCAGCGGAUUGUGGUGGGGAAUCUUCCUCAUCCCUGCUUCGCUGGGACUGCCAGGCGGAGAGAAAGAGAGGGAGGUCGGAGGGACUCGGAUUGGAUGGAUAGGCCAAGGCUGGAAGCGGGUUGGGAGAAUGGUCAGGCUGAAAGAGAUACGGGCGAUCCCGAAUCUCUACAUGUUCCUCCUGGCAUGGAUCUUCCUCUCUGACGGUAUGACCAGUCCUCGGAUACAGAUCAUCCCGCUGACAAUAUCAGGGUUCCACACUACCACUUAUGUCGCCAUCCUUUACGCUUCAUCUACUCUACACCUCUCCUCCGCCAAAGUCAUCCUCAUUGGGAUUCUCGUUCAGCUCACGGCGGUCAUCUCGUCCGUCGUGGCGCCGAGAAUACAGAACCGGCUGAGAUAUGGCAAUCUGCAGCUCUUGCUGGGAAUCGUACUCCUCGCAGAGGCUUUGCCGCUGUAUGCGUGCUUAGGGCUCAUACUGCCCUGGGGAGGGCUGAGAUCCGAAGGGGAGAUGUACGUCGCGGCGGUAUGGUUUGGCAUGCUUUACGGACCCUUCAAUAGCUACUCCAGAGCGGUAUUUGCCGAGCUUAUUCCACCUGGCCAUGAAUCCUCCUUCUUCUCCCUCUUCGCCCUCACCGACAAGUCAGCCUCAUUCCUAGGCCCCCUCAUCGUCGGCAUCAUAGCCGAUCUCACCGGCAACAUCCGCCUCGGAUUCCUCUUCCUCCUGAUCAUGCUCGCGGUACCGAUACCAGUCCUCAUCCGGGUCGAUAUGACGAGAGGGCGGGAAGAGGCGCGGACCUGGGCGGAGAGAAAGCAAGGCGAGGAGACUGAGGGUCUUCUCCAGGCAGAAGAGGGUUGA